AUGGAACUUCUCUUCACAAUUUUUCUGGUUGUUUUGACUGUCUUUGUGGCAAUGUCUUUCUAUUAUGAACACCCCAAGGCAAAAAUCCCGCCUGGAAUAAGUCAGCGCAAAAAGCUUUACGCUUUUCAUUAUAUCAUGAACUUCGGGUUUGGUCUGGCAACGUUAAUAGAAAAAAUUGGUAUCACUUCAGAAGUCCAUUUCCUCAGGAUUUUGAUGGAUGGAAUACCGCCACCAAAAGAUAAACAUCUUUUUAUCAAAGACUUAAGAUUUGAAAAGAUCAAAGUAAGAAUGUACCAGCCAAAAAUGUCAACCACUGGACAAAGAAGAGGAAUUCUUUAUUUUCAUGGAGGAGUUGGACGGUUUGGAAGUAUUCAGGCCUAUGAAAGAACAUGCCGCUACAUUGCUAGGAAAACCAACUCGGUGGUUGUGUCUGUUGGGUAUCGCUUAGCUCCUGAGUACCCAUAUCCAACCCAAUUUGAGGAUUGUCUCACUGCCACCGUACAUUUUAUGAGGACAGCACAAAAUUAUGGAGUAGACCCUUCUCGCAUUAUUGUCUGUGGAGAUAGUAGUGGAGGUACACUCACUGCUGCUGUUGCCCAGGCACUGGUAAACAGAAAAGAUAUCCCAAAGCUGAGAGCACAAAUCCUAAUAUAUCCUUUUCUCCAGGGUGCAGACUUUAAUUUACCUUCCUAUCAGCAGAAUGAGGGCAUUCCCAUUUUGUUAAAGGAGCGAACCAUCUCUCUUGGUUUGAAGUAUCUCAAUACAGACUUGUCUGCCAUAAAGAAUGUGCUGCAAGGUUGUCAUGUUUCAGAAGAAUUGAGACUGAAGUAUCAGAAAUGGCUGAGUGUUGAUAACAUCCCUCAUGAGUUUAAAACAAGAGGCUACACACCAAGUACAGAACAACCAUUCUCAGAAGAAAUCUAUACAUUGGUCAAGACUGUUUUUGAGCCUGUUUUUUCACCACUGCUAUCUGAAGAUAGUGUUAUUGCUCAGCUUCCCGAGACUUUCAUUCUGACCUGCGAAUAUGAUGUACUUAGAGAUGAUGGACUGCUGUACAAGAAACGAUUAGAGGAUCAGGGUGUAAAAGUGACCUUGUGCCAUCUGCAAGAGGGAUUCCAUGGAACAAUAUUCUUAGCACUUUAUGGUAAGAUAGCAUCAUUCCAAUCUGGACUCAAAGGCCUGGAACAUAUAACAAAAUUUCUAAGGUUGAUGUAA
This is a messenger RNA of Oxyura jamaicensis (ruddy duck), 1215 nucleotides long. Its product is annotated as arylacetamide deacetylase-like 4. Gene Ontology annotation, molecular function: carboxylic ester hydrolase activity. Gene Ontology annotation, cellular component: membrane. Lineage: Eukaryota; Metazoa; Chordata; Aves; Anseriformes; Anatidae. The coding region runs from base 1 to 1215 and encodes 404 amino acids. The record is from RefSeq and is a predicted model, not a curated record. The transcript has 4 exons.